UGGGUUCUGCCUUAUGUUCGGCUGACCACUGUGGACGGGCAUUGUGAAAGAAAAAAAUCCCCCAGACCUGCGAGGGAUGCAGCAAGUCCAGUUUCCAUGGUGACAAAGGCAAAAGCACUGAUUAUCGGGUGUUCAGACGGAAAACAACAAAAGGAGAAGGAUGGAGACGCCACGGCGUUUGGGCCGGUCUGAUCCAGACCCGUCCGUCCUCAUCUGGUGGAAAACAGGUGAUAACGAGUCAAUCUCCAGAGGUUUCUUUCUGUUCACCACAGAGAAACUGUCAUUGCACAACCCAGCCAGUCGUCAUGGAGACGCACACAUCCAUGACGGAUGGCGAAAUGGACCCGUGCAGGAUUCUUCACACAUCAGAGGGAAGCGGCUGCUCUGCAACCUUGUUUUCACCUUCAGCGUGCGAAUCGUCUGACGGAGCUUCAGCUUUCACCACCGUCGGCGUUCGGCUCAACCUGUUGAUGCAUUCUGGGAAAAAAGGCAGAGGCGAAAACUGGAAGGAAGUAAUGAGGAUCUGUCAGUGUGAGCUGAGGAUGGACUGAGGAUUAAAAUCUGUAUUCAAAUUAAACAGAAGAACCACGUUGUUAGUAGAACGUCCUGUACCUUCAACACCUAACAACGAUGAAACCGUUAAUAAGUAACUAUAUUUACUGAGUUGGGGACAAUCCAGAGUUUCCUCACCAAAUCAUCAGUUCUUGGCUCUUCUUUCUUACAACACGCCUCCUAUAAUCUGACAGGUCGACUCAUAUUCCUCUUCGUCCAGAUUCCUGGCUCUUCCUCUCAAUCCACAGGAUUUCUUCACAAUUUGUUUCUGGGACUGAAAUGAAACAUUUUGUGUUUAGUAUCAAAGCUCAUCAUGUUUUUGUGUUUCAAGGAGAAAAACUGAGCCCACAGCAUCCUGACUCCUCCACCGUACAGGACCAGUUUGUCCCCAUGUCCGUCCUUCAUGCCAGGCUCUUGGCUUGAACUCAGUAUAAACUGUGUGACGUUCCCGCUGCCAGGAGAAGGUCCGGAGCAGCAGCUCCUCAAGCCCAACGAAUGGAGCUACUGCGAUUAUUUCUGGGCCGACAGGAAGGACCCGCAGGGGGCCGCCCACGUCACGGGCUUCGAGGUUCUGCUGCAGAAGCAGCUGAAGGGGAAACAGCUGCAGAAGGAGAUGGCUGAGUUCAUCCACGAGAGGAUAAAGAUUGAGGAAGAAUACGCCAAAAACCUGUCCAAGCUGUCGCUGAGUCCGCUGGCAGCGCAGGAGGAAGGGACUCUGGGAGAGGCCUGGACUCAGCUGAAGAAGAGCCUCCAUGAUGAAGCUGAAGUUCAUCUCAAGUUCUCCAAUAAGCUGCACACGGAGGUAGAGAAACCGUUGCUGACGUUCAGAGGCGACAACUUCAAGAAGGACCUGAAGAAGUACGACCACCACAUCGCCGACCUGAGGAAGCAGCUGGCCAGCCGCUUCGCCGGCGUGGAAAAGGCUCGUAAAGCCCUGGCAGACCGGCAGAAGGAUCUGGAGGUGAAGACGCAGCAGCUAGAGGUCAAACUCAGCAAUAAGACAGAGGAGGACAUUAAAAAGGCGAGACGGAAAUCCACACAAGCAGGAGAUGAUCUGAUGCGAUGUCUGGAUCUCUACAAUCAGACUCAGUCCAAGUGGUUUGAGGAAAUGGUCACAACCAGCAUGGAGCUGGAGAAGCUGGAGGUGGAGCGGGUCGAAUGGGUUCAGCAGCACCUGCGUCAGUACACCACCCUGCGGCACGAAACAGACAUGUUCAACCAGAGCACGGUGGAGCCGGUGGACCAGCUGCUGCAGAGCAUGGAUCCAGCCAAAGACAGGGAGCUGUGGGUGAAAGAGAACAAAACCGGCGAGGUUCGGCCUGUGGAUCUGGACAUUUAGGCGGCCCAGACCCGGAUACCUGCUCUCAGUGUCACCGGGUCCCGGGAAGUCUGAGAGCGGCCCGGUCGGCGGACGGUGCAUGUGCAGCCUGCUGAGCUCUGACAUUAAUCACGACGAGGGAAGAUCGAACGCAGUCCUGGAAAACAAACGGAUCAAAGAACCAGCAUGUUCCUCCUAAACCUCAGCCGUCAUUAAAGCAUUAGCUUACUGAAUGCCAUAUAGAUUACUCUGCUGUUUACCUGUUGUAAAUUAUAUAUAUAUGAAAAUAAUCUAUGUUCUUUAAAAUCUUAAAUUUAGCUUCAAUCAACUUGUUUCCAUUUUGUGCUAACCAAAAAGAAAAGAAAGCUACAGUCUUAUUGUGGACGUUAACUUUAUUUUAGAUACAGAUUCUGAAACUGAAUGAGGUAUGAUGAUGAAUAUAUUUUCAUAUUUCUUCCUGGUUCAUUUCGGUGGAAAUGCAUGUUUAACCCUCCAUGCGCUCAUGAUGGUGGUUUUGAUGUUGCCCAUUGAAUUUGCACAAGGUGAUGUGUGUUUUUAAUUUAAUUUUUCUACAACAGAAACGUUCAGCAUUAAUAUUCAGCCUCCUCACAUGUUCACAGCGUCCAGCGUUUGGAACGGAAAUUCAACUCCCAACAUCAAAUUCAGGCCCGGGUCCGAUUGGGAUCCAGUCUGCAGGAAAAGGUGGUCCAAGUUACACGAAACACCUUUUAGUGCCUCUCAGUUUCUAUACCUGGAAUGUUCUUGAUAUAUUCUCUGCAUCAGUGUACAUUUGUAGAUACUGGUUAGAUGUAUUUUGCUGUGAAACGUUUUGACAGAUCUGCAGAUGUUCAGGCAGCCGAGGUGUUUCCACUCUACAGUACAACGUUGUUUAUUUUUGGUAAAUGUGCAGGGAAUAUUUGUACGGUGGUGUUCAGCAGCAGAAAGCUAAAUUGAUCAAUUUGUGUGCUGAUCAACAGAUGAUUCAAUUAUGCAUUUCUAGAUUGGGUGGAUCCAGUUGCAGCACCAAGCCAGACGAAGCCCAUCAGAUCCCCGUCUGCAUGACGAGUCAGUGUUUCCGUGUGCAUUUCUCUGUGUCGUCUUCACAUUUCCUCUGGUCUCUAUGUCUUCGGUUUAUUUGCUCAUUUAAUUCAACUGCAAGGCACUAAAAAUAUUUUGAUGAAAGAUAAAUGUAAACUAAUGUUUUAAGUAUAAAUUUUUAUUCUUAGUUUUGUGAAGAAGAGGAAAACGAUCCUGUUUUCAUCCCACCUGGCUACAUGUUCAGGCUUCGGCAGUGUAUUUGUUGUAGAGGUUUCAUCGUCGUGCGUCAGUGUUGUGCACUAAAUGUUGUUGCGUUCCAACUAAAUGUUCCUGAUAGGAGUUUGAUGAUGACGUAACGGUUGACCUAACUGGCCUGUGUGGUGACUGUUUACAUUAAAUCCAGUGUUUUCAGAAUGUUUUGAUCAUACGUGACCUCUGUCCCGAUCGUGAACCGAGGAAUGCAGUGUACAAAAUAAAUCUCUUCUCUGAAAAUUAAA
This is a messenger RNA of Xiphophorus hellerii (green swordtail), 3405 nucleotides long. RefSeq names its product growth arrest-specific 7a (gene gas7a). The record is from RefSeq and is a predicted model, not a curated record. Gene Ontology annotation, biological process: clathrin coat assembly; neuron projection morphogenesis; clathrin-dependent endocytosis. The coding region runs from base 956 to 1891 and encodes 311 amino acids. Gene Ontology annotation, cellular component: cytoplasm; clathrin-coated pit; plasma membrane. Lineage: Eukaryota; Metazoa; Chordata; Actinopteri; Cyprinodontiformes; Poeciliidae. The transcript is spliced from 10 exons.